GGAUGUCAUGAACUAUCACAUCCAGGCAGGGGAGCUGAAACUGUACACAGAACACCCCUCUAAGCUGAUUCCGGUGAAGCGCAUCAUCUUCCAAGACAACUACUUAGGGCACACCGUGAACGGGGGUGACAUCGCGCUAGUGGAACUUGACCACCCGGUGAAGCUCUCCCACCAGAUCAGAACCAUCCAACUCCCCGCAUCCGGGUUGCAGCUCCGGGUGGGGACCCCCUGCUGGGUGACCGGCUGGGGGAACGUUGGAGAAUCGGAGCCACUGCAUGACCCAUUUCCACUGAAGGGAGUGAAAGUUCCCAUAUAUAACACUAAUAAAUGCAAGCGGAACUACCAGCGGAUAAACGCAUUUAUCCUGGAUGAUAUGAUCUGUGCUGGGUAUGAUAAAGGAAAGAAGGAUUCCUGUAAGGGUGACUCCGGGGGGCCACUGGUCUACAGAAGUCAAGGUGCCUGGAUACUGAUUGGGGUGGUGAGCUGGGGACAAGGAUGUGCUCGGCCCCACUUCCCAGGAAUUUAUGUUAAUGUCUCUCACUACGUAGACUGGAUCCGUUGGAAAAUCCGCUGAUAUUUGCAGGCUCCCCCUGCCUGGGUCCUUGCCAUUUCCUUCUCACUAGUUGCUGCCACAUUUCCUAAGGAUCUAAGGACGCCAACCUGCUCCCUCCACCUGCUCCAGAGAUCCAAACGCUUCUGAGGAAACCUCCC
Messenger RNA from Ornithorhynchus anatinus (platypus), 711 nucleotides. RefSeq names its product tryptase-like. Gene Ontology annotation, biological process: proteolysis. The transcript is spliced from 3 exons. Lineage: Eukaryota; Metazoa; Chordata; Mammalia; Monotremata; Ornithorhynchidae. Gene Ontology annotation, molecular function: serine-type endopeptidase activity. The coding region runs from base 8 to 574 and encodes 188 amino acids. The record is from RefSeq and is a predicted model, not a curated record.